AUGGCCACAGUAGACGAGCAGCAGCCGCUGCUCAGACCAAUUGUCGAAGAUGCUGAGGCGGACAUAAAGCAUGACGAGGUGAUCUUGGACUUCGAGAAGGGCGAUGUUGAGAACCCCCGGGAAUGGGACUCGAAGUUCAAGUGGUUCAUUGUUUUCCUUCUUGCGUUCAUGGCGUUUACUGUAACAUUCACUUGCAUCGGCGUCGUCCCGAUUGCAGCAAGCAUAGUCGAUGAACUCGAAGGCGAGCAUGGUGGCGCAUCAACCACCGCUCUACUGGUCACGAUCUGGGAACUCGGCGAAGCAGCGGGUCCUCUACUCAUUGCACCGCUGUCAGAAGUCUUUGGUCGUUACCCCGUGAUGAACGGCUGCAACAUUAUCUUCAUCAUCGCCACCCUCCUCGCCGCUGGCAGCAAAAGUACUCAUCUCCUGAUUGCCGCCCGCUGGCUCACCGGAUUCGCCGUCGCCUCCAACGUGCUCAACCCCAGCAUCAUCGGUGAUAUCUUCGACUCUGACCAGCGCGGCUCCGCAAUGAGCCUGAUCUCACUCGCACCCUUGAUUGGCGGUGCAGUUGGUCCCGCAAUCGCAGGCGCCAUCGCGCAAACUCUCGGCUGGCGACAAGUGCUUCUGAUGGCCGCAGGCCUGGCCGUCAUCGCAGAGAUCCUCUUCCUGACUUGCUUCCGCGAGACGUACAAGAUGGCUAUCCUGCACAGUCGCAUCGCGCGUAUCAAGCGCGAAAGCGGCGAGUUCAAAUCAGAGGUCGCGGUACCGAGGAACCGCAACGAAGACCUCCUCAAGAUCUGGCACGCGCUCACGCGCCCCUUCGCAGUGCUCUUCGGGAGCAGCGUGCUCAUGGCCCUCUCGCUCCAAGCCUCGGUUUCAUUCUCAUUCUUCUACGUAAUGAGCAUCAGCCUCCCGUCCAUCCUGCAAGAAACCUACGGCUUCAACCCCGCAGAAACAGGCGCGGCCUUUAUCAUCUUCAGCAUCGGCUCGCUCCUAUCGGUACUGCUGUGCAACUCCUUCCUUGACCGCAUAUACAUCCGCCUACGCAACCGCUCCGCGCAGCCCGAUACAGGCAAACCCGAGUACAGGCUGCCGCUCGCGGUCCUUGGUGCGGUGCUGCUGCCCUUCAGCGUCACGGCGUAUGGGUGGACUGCGCACCUAGCGCUCCCCGUGCCUUUGCUGCUCGCGUCCGUCGCGCUGCUGGAUUUCGCGCUGCUGACGAACAUCAUACCGCUGCAGGCUUACGUCGUGGACGCGUGCGGACUGUACUCUGCGUCUGCGAUGACGGGCGUGAUUGUCACGCGCUGUUUGAUGGGCACGUUUCUGCCUCUGGCGACGGAGCCGCUACAUCAGGUUCUGGGGUAUGGGUGGGGCUUCACUGUGCUUGGUGGCCUUGCGGCAGCGGUCGCGGUUGUGCCGGUCGCGGUAUUCAGGUAUGGGGGUGAGUGGAGGCAGCGGAGUGAGUACACGAGGGAUGCGUGA
Messenger RNA from Didymella exigua CBS 183.55, 1482 nucleotides. Its product is annotated as MFS general substrate transporter. Gene Ontology annotation, molecular function: transmembrane transporter activity. Bases 1 to 1482 code for a protein of 493 amino acids. Lineage: Eukaryota; Fungi; Ascomycota; Dothideomycetes; Pleosporales; Didymellaceae. The transcript has 2 exons. The record is from RefSeq and is a predicted model, not a curated record. Gene Ontology annotation, biological process: transmembrane transport.